AUGGAUUCCUCGCUUCCAGUGCCGUUGGAUGCCUCGUGUACUGUCUCCGACGAGCACUCAGAGGUGAAACCUCAAGGAAGCUAUCGCUCAUCUCUGAAAGAUACAUGGAAGGUGGAACGCCCAUUGGGCAACAGUGAACUCUCUUACUUUCUUCCGUCUCGCGCGAGUGGCGUUAAUGACAUGUACCUUCACCUUGGCUUCGUUGCUCCAGAGCACGUCGUUCGCCGGGAACGCGUUCUUAUGGUCUGGGCAAUCCUUCGCAUUCGCCAUCCACUCUUGGCUUCAAAUGUCGUUAUGCAAGGUUAUGACGACGUCAAAUUUGUGUUCACCCCCCCGCAAUCUCCGGGAGAUGCUUUGGUCAACGCGGACUGCAAUUUGGAAUACAGAACUUCAACCAAAGAUGAACUGAUUGAUUCAUAUCUAAAUGGAGCACGAACAUUGUCGAACGAUCGCUUGUCCUAUCUUAUCGUGUCUCAAGGAGGCACAUCUCUACCUAGCCCCCCUAUAACGCCUCGCUCUAUAUCACCGUUCAAUGAAUGCGAAUCUCCUUCAUAUAAUCAUGACAGAGAUGGUAUGGCACUGCACCAACUUGCAAAUGACUUGUUUGGACUGCUCGGCGGCGACAAAACCAUUGCUGAACUUGAAGCUCAGCUGAAGGAAGAACUCAGCUCUCGAUGGGACGCAGACUCUACCAGGACUGCUGUAUUACCAAAUGCCCUGGAAGACAACUUCACCGUCAGUCCUAGUAAAUUGCGCAAUGCAGCUGAAAAGGUCGACUUCCAGUUGAGUCAGCGGAGACUUGUGGGCGGUCAUUCGUUCCGUCGACAGACAAAGCAGCCUAGGCAUACCAUUGUCCCGACUGUUUCCUUUGACCCUGAGCGGACGAAAAGCAUUCUGAAAAGAUGCAAAACGCAUGGUGUUUCCGUCUCCGCAGCUAUAUUCGCCGCUUGUAACAUUGCUUGGGCAAAAAUGUGCUCUGAAAAACAAGACUUGUCAAUGAUGAUGUACUCAGCUUUAAACCUGCGCCCAUAUUUCACGGUGAAGCCAGCAAAUGAUUCGUACUGGUUUCUUGCGAUCGGCUAUUUCAACGUGAUCCUUCCAACAUUUAUACCUCGGUCGAUCGACUUGUCCUCGGUAUUCUGGCAUCGGGCUCGAGUUGCAAAGGAGCAGAGCACCCAAGCUGCCAAAAACCGGAUGAUCGUGUCACGUAGUCUCUUGAUGGCUGAAGAGAGGGGACAACGGGCUCGUCUUUGGGCUAAAGAAGAUGAUGAAAAGGAACGUGGAACAUUUGUCCCCCCUCCUCCUUCUUCUGUUCCGGCCGCGGACACCGCACUACGCACACCUUCUGCCGCAUUGAUUGGCUUAUCCCUUCUAGGGAACCUCGAUGGCAUAUACAAACAUGGAACCUUCCCUGCUAUCAAGCUCCACACACUGACAACUGGUUCGCGGCAACGAUCCGGGGGCAUGUUGCUAUUUGGGUACACGUUCGCUGGCAAAUUGUGGGUCAGCCUCGGAUAUGAUGUAAAUGGAUUUGAUAAGGUAAUGGUGGAGCAGUUCUGGGAGCACAUGCUCCAGACAAUGGACGAUUUGCUUUUGAAAUGA
Suillus subaureus is the source of this 1602-nucleotide messenger RNA. RefSeq lists its product as uncharacterized. The transcript is spliced from 8 exons. Lineage: Eukaryota; Fungi; Basidiomycota; Agaricomycetes; Boletales; Suillaceae. The coding region runs from base 1 to 1602 and encodes 533 amino acids. The record is from RefSeq and is a predicted model, not a curated record.